Messenger RNA from Drosophila montana, 1333 nucleotides. Its product is annotated as purine nucleoside phosphorylase. The transcript is spliced from 4 exons. The record is from RefSeq and is a predicted model, not a curated record. NCBI's taxonomy places the organism in Eukaryota, Metazoa, Arthropoda, Insecta, Diptera, Drosophilidae. Bases 22 to 1068 code for a protein of 348 amino acids. Gene Ontology annotation, cellular component: cytoplasm. Gene Ontology annotation, biological process: nucleoside metabolic process. Gene Ontology annotation, molecular function: purine-nucleoside phosphorylase activity.
CGAAAGGAAGUGCAAUACAAUAUGACUGGCUAUAAUUCCAAAGGCGACGUGGCCACCAGCAAUGGAAAUCACAACAACAGCAGUGGACACAGCAAUGGACACAAAACCUCUGAAUAUACCGCGCAGGAGAACCACACCAGGAGCGACAACCGUAUACAAUGCUCCCUUACACCCGAAGAGUUUCGGGCUGUGCGCGUCAUGAAUGAAGACACGUAUCCGUAUGAGGUCAUUCAGGAGAUCGCCGACUUCAUUGUGAAGGGCUCAGGCAUAAGGCCAAAGAUUGGCAUCAUUUGCGGAUCUGGGCUCGGCUCCCUUGCCGAUAUCAUACAGGAUGCCAAGGUCUUCGAGUAUGAAAAGAUCCCAAACUUCCCCGUAUCGACAGUCGAGGGACAUGCGGGCAAACUGGUCGUCGGUACGCUGGAGGGCGCCAAUGUCAUGGCCAUGCAGGGACGCUUCCAUUUCUACGAGGGCUACCCCCUGGCCAAAUGCUCGAUGCCGGUGCGCGUGAUGAAGCUCUGUGGCGUCGAGUAUCUUUUUGCUACAAAUGCGGCUGGCGGUAUAAAUCCCAAAUACAACGUUGGCGACAUUAUGAUCAUGCAUGAUCAUGUCAAUAUGCUGGGCUUCGCUGGCAAUUCUCCUCUGCAGGGACCCAACGAUCCACGCUUUGGGCCCCGUUUUCCCGCUCUGGUCAACUCGUAUAACAGGGACCUGAUCAACAAGACGAUUGAGAUUGCUAAAACAAUGGGAAUUGAGUCAAGUAUGCAUGUCGGUGUUUACUCUUGCCUUGGCGGACCAACCUACGAGACCAUUGCCGAAUUAAAGGCACUACGCAUGAUGGGUGUUGAUGCAGUGGGCAUGUCCACGGUGCACGAGGUCAUCACAGCUCGCCACUGCGACAUGAAAGUAUUCGCUUUCAGUUUAAUAACCAACAAGUGCUCCAUCGAGUACAGCGACAAGAAGGACGACGAGGCCAAUCACGACGAAGUCAUGGCUGUAGCCAAAAACAGGCAGAAGGCAUGCUGCGAGCUGGUUUCCCGACUUAUAGCUGAAAUCCAAAAGGGGCCCUAGACCAGCCGUAGUCACCUGAUCGAGACUGACAAAUUAAGGACUACAAUGAGCUCUAAGGACCUCCACGACUAACAAAGCAAAUUUUUCCAGGAUCGGACUUUAAUUAAGGCAGAUAUAGCUAUUUUAAGUUCAAGUAGGCAACAAUUAUAAUUUAUUCUCGUUUUGUAUAAUUUUAAGGGAUAUAAUUAAGAAAAUUAGCAUUAAAAUUCAACAAUUUGUAAAUUUAAACAUAAAUAAAUCAAAUAUUUAAAAUAAAACAAAGAAA